Molecule: messenger RNA, 768 nt
Organism: Cylindrotheca closterium
Lineage: Eukaryota; Bacillariophyta; Bacillariophyceae; Bacillariales; Bacillariaceae
Source: the annotation of a GenBank genome assembly
AUGGAUACUGGAACAAGCAUAAUGGACGACGAAGCUGCCCCAUUGACCAAAGCCGAUUUGCUUGCCAAAUUGGAAGAUUUGGAAACUCGAUUGAAAGAGUCCAAUGACAAGGAACUGAAGAAUAUGGAGAAACAGAUGAUAAAGGCAACCGCAUCGAAGUAUCGCACUCUAGAGAAACUUGUUGUGGAACAGCAGGCGCAGUUCAAUACAGGCGGAGCAUCAACAUCAUCAGUACUUAAAAAGGACUGGAAAACUGACAAGGCAUCAGAUACUGCCGAUACAGAAAAACUGCCCGAGUCUACUGCUAGUUUCUUCUUGGUCGCAAAGUGCCCAAAAGUGUUUGAGGUUUUCACAAAAGACAAAGACCCCGCAGCUGUCACACAUAACAGUUCUAGCGCUACGCUGUCCAUUGAUGUAGGAAGCAGCGAUCCUGAUCUUGGAACUGGAGCUAGAAGCAGUCCAAAACAAAGUGAAACAAAGCCCGGAUCAUGUUGUUUCCGAUCGGUGGAUUGGACAUCACGAGAUCUCUUUUACAUUCCAUUUUGGUUUGCGUUUGCGACAUUGCUCUUGCAGGUGGGCAUUUACUUUAUCAUCUUUGCCAAUUCCACACAGUUGCGGUCCGCAAACCCAUUCAAACUUCCUAUUGGUGUCGAUCCAUGGACUCGAGCUGCUGAAAUUUUGGCCACUGCUAUUACAGUGUACUCGCAAGCAGACUUCUUUGAUGGUUUAAUUAUCUUUGCCCACAGCGCUGAGUUGGUGAAGUCUUAA